AUGGCUUCAUCAUCUGAGCAAAACAACAAGCCCCUUCUGAUGCUUAUGAGCUCCGACGGCGAGCAAUUCACGGAGGAGAAAUCCAUGGUGGUGCAGUUUUGCCGCAAUAUCAAAACCAUAGUGGACAGCAGCGGCGGCGGCGCCGCCGACGGUAUCUUCGUCCCCAAAGUGGACGCCAAGAAUAUGGCGUUGGUUCUGGAAUACUGCAAACACCACUUCGAGAAGGACUCCUCCGAUGACCCCGACGUGCAGGAGCAGCUAAAGCGGUUUGAUGCUGAGUUCGUGAAGGUGGAUUUGCUGGCUCUCUGCCGCCUCAUCCUGGCCGCCUAUUUUCUCGGCGUCAAGAAGUUGUUAGCGGUUGCCUGCGAGGAGUUUUCCGGCCGGGUCAAUGACCGGUGCCCACCCGAAAUCCGAGAGAUCCUUGACACCUUAUAUGCGCAUGCCCUUCAGGAUGAUGACAGGAUGCUUGAGACUCCUCUAUUUAAAAGUGCAAUGGGUGGACAUCUAGGGCUCGUUAUUAACUGGAAGAUUUCUCCAACAUUGGAGAAGUAG
Molecule: messenger RNA, 552 nt
Organism: Ipomoea nil (Japanese morning glory)
Lineage: Eukaryota; Viridiplantae; Streptophyta; Magnoliopsida; Solanales; Convolvulaceae
Product: SKP1-like protein 18
Exons: 1
Coding region: 1-552 (183 amino acids)
Biological process (GO): SCF-dependent proteasomal ubiquitin-dependent protein catabolic process
Cellular component (GO): nucleus; cytoplasm
Molecular function (GO): cullin family protein binding
Source: RefSeq, a predicted model, not a curated record